Molecule: messenger RNA, 153 nt
Organism: Plenodomus lingam JN3
Lineage: Eukaryota; Fungi; Ascomycota; Dothideomycetes; Pleosporales; Leptosphaeriaceae
Source: RefSeq, a predicted model, not a curated record
AUGGCCAUUCCGGUUGCGUUGGCGGUCAUUAGCCUGCUUUACGAUUCCCUGCCAUCGCGUGUCCGCGAACUGUGUACAGCGCGCGCAAAUGCUUCCAUCAUACCGCGCCAUGCGACCGCCGACGCGCUCCUCGAGUCGAUCAUACCGAACUGA